Macrobrachium nipponense is the source of this 654-nucleotide messenger RNA. RefSeq lists its product as uncharacterized. The record is from RefSeq and is a predicted model, not a curated record. Lineage: Eukaryota; Metazoa; Arthropoda; Malacostraca; Decapoda; Palaemonidae. The transcript has 2 exons. The coding region runs from base 1 to 654 and encodes 217 amino acids.
AUGCCAAAUGCCAACCGUAAUUCCCUGGAUGUCACUGGCCAAAGGGAAUCAACUCAGUCACAGCAUCACUUCAGUUCAGGGUCAACUGAGUCACCGAGUCACUUCAGUUCAGAAUCUAUAGAGUCACCGAGUCACUUCAGUUCAGGGUCAACUGAGUCACAGCAUCACUUCAGAUCAGAGUCAACUGAGUCACCGAGUCACUUCAGUUCAGAGGCAAUUGAGUCACCGAGUCACUUCAGUUCAGAAUCUAUAGAGUCACCGCGUCACUUCAGUUCAGAAUCUAUAGAGUCACCGAGUCACUUCAGUUCAGAAUCUAUAGAGUCACCGAGUCACUUCAGUUCAGAGUCAACUGAGUCACCGAGUCACUUCAGUUCAGAGUCAACUGAGUCACCGAGUCACUUCAGUUCAGAGUCAACUGAGUCACAGAGUCACUUCAGUUCAGAGUCCACUGAGUCACUGCAACACUUCAAUUCAGAGUCAACUGAGUCACCGCGUCACUUCAGUUCAGAGUCAACUGAGUCACCGAGACACUUCAGUUCAGAAUCAACUGAAUCACCGAGUCACUUCAGUUCAGAGUCCACUGAGUUGCCGAGCCCCUUCAGUUCAGAGUCCAUUGAGUCCCUGAGCCCCUUCAGUUCAGAGUCCACUGAGUGA